AUGAAGAAUUUUGCAGCACAAUGUAGUUUUGGAUCAAAUUUGAUACCAGUACUAAAAGAUAAAUUCACUACUGGGAUGAAGGAUGGUCCAAUCAAAGAUCGGUUGUAUGAAGAAGAAACGACCAAGGAUUUGAGUGAGCUGAUGGAAGUUGCAAUGAAGAAAGAAGCCGCAAUCAAAACAACUAACAUCGAGGUGCAUUCGAUUGGGAGAAGCAGGGAAGGAGCUAAGAAGAAAAAUGGUAAUGGUUCGCAGAAGAAACUAUCAACAACGAUGGGAGGCGAGAAGACUACGAAGAAAAACUAUGAUAAAGCUUGUUAUGUAUGUGGUCUGACAAAUCACAAAUUUUCAGAAUGUAAGUAUAAACAAUAUAAAUGUAAAAAUUGUAAUACGGUAGGGCAUUUGGCAAAAGUGUGUAAAACAGUUAAAAAUCAUUUUGUUGAAGUUGAGGAGAAUAAAGUUAUGGAUAUGUUUCAAGUUGAGGUUAAAAGUGAAAAUAACUGCGGAUUAAGUCCUGUAAUGAUAAGUGUAAAAAUUGAAAAUGUAUCAAUUGAAAUGGAAGUUGAUUCAGGUGCUGGUAUAUCAAUAUUACCUGAAGAAAUUGUGAAAGAGAAGUUACCUCAUAUACACAUUAAUUCUACGGUGUUAAAGCUAAGAACGUAUGAUGGUUCAAUUAUUAAACCAACAGGAGAAAUUGAAGUAAAAUUGAAGUAUGGUGAAAGAGAGUUAUAUGGUAAAUUAUUAGUAGUAAAAAAAGGACAUAGAGCUCUGGUAGGUAGAGAUUUAAUGAAAAAAUUAGGAAUAACGAUUAUGGGUAUUUCAAAGAUUGAAGUAGAAAGCACAAAUAAGAAUAAUAAAUUAGAGUUACUAAUGAAUGAAUUUGAGGAAUUAUUUGAGGAAAAAGUUGGUAAAUAUAAAUAUGAAAAAGUGACAUUGAAAGUUAAAGAAGGAUGUACACCUGUAUUUUGUAAACCAAGACCAAUACCUUUUGCUUUUAAAAAGAAAGUUGAGGAGGAGUUGGAUAGAUUAGAAAAGGAGGAUAUAAUACAGAAAGUUGAGACUAGUGAAUGGGGCACUCCACUUGUACCUGUGAUUAAACCAGAUGGAUCUAUUAGAUUAUGUGCAGAUUAUAAGACUACGGUCAAUAAAUAUUUAGUAGAUAUUAAUCAUCCAUUACCAAGAGUAGAAGAUGUUUUUGUGGCGUUACAAGGAGGUAAAACAUUUUCUAAAUUAGAUUUUUUGAAUGCUUAUAACCAGUUAGAGUUAUGUGAAAAUACACAAAAACUAUUAGCUUGGAGUACAAGUAAAGGUAUUUAUUUAGUAAAAAGAUUACCUUUCGGUACCAAACCAGCUUGUUCAAAGUUUCAGAGUGUUAUUGAAAAAGUGCUUUUAGGAACAAAGGGUGUUAAAAACUUUUUAGAUGACAUCAUUGUAACUGGUAGUAGUGAACAGGAACACUUAGAUAAUCUAAGGGAGGUGUUUAAAAGGUUACAAAAGGCUGGGUUUAGGUUAAAUAAAAAAAAAUGUAGUUUUUUUCAACCAAAAAUAAAUUACCUAGGACAUGUAAUUGGAUCAGAAGGUAUUGAAAGAGAUGAAAAUAAAGUUAAAGCUAUGCUUAAUGCAAUAGAGCCUAAGAGUGUCACAGAAGUAAAAGCCUUUACAGGGAUGGUGAACUACUAUGCUAAGUUUAUACCAAAUUUAUCAACCUUACUAGGUCCUAUUUACAAUUUGUUAAAAAAAGAGGUAAAAUUUGUUUGGACAAAGGAAUGUAGAGAGGCAUUUAAUAAGACAAAGCAAGCAAUGGCAUCAGAAUCAUUAUUGGUUCAUUACAAUCCUGAUUUGGAUGUUGUAUUGUCUUGCGAUGCGUCGGAGUAUGGUAUAGGAGCAGUGUUAAUGCAUAUUUUUGAAAAUGGAGAAAAGCGACCAGUGGGGUAUGCAUCAAGAAUCCUAACCGUGGCUGAAAGAAAAUACUCAGUAAUACAAAAAGAGGCUUUAGCGGUUUUCUGGGGGGUAAAGAAAUUUUCUCAGUAUCUUUUGGGUAGAAAAUUUUUUCUGGAGACUGACCAUAAACCUUUGUUAGCGUUGUAUGGGGAAAAGAAAGGUAUUCCUGUUAUGGCCUCUGGGAGAAUUCAAAGGUGGGCGUUAUAUUUAUCUGAGUUUGAUUAUCAAGUGGUACAUAUUAAAGGUAAUGAUAAUAAAGUGGCAGAUGGACUUUCUAGAUUACCUGAUAAAGAUGAUGUAUUAAUUCAAACAAAAGAAGUGGAUUAUGUUGAUUUUAUGGAAAAUACUAUGCCUAUUGAUUAUGGGAUACUUAGAGUAGAAACUAAGAAAGAUAAAGAGUUUAGUUUAGUUAUUAAGUUUUUGAAUGAAGGUUGGCCGAUAAAAGUAAGCGAGGAACUGAAACCUUAUGCAAUUAGAAAGGAAGAAAUUUGUGUAGAUAAAGAUAUAUUAAUGUGGGGGUAUAGAAUAUUAAUUCCUAAAGUUCUGAGGAAGGAUUUAUUGAAAGAAGUACAUUCAACGCAUAUGGGUAUGUCUAAAAUGAAAACAUUGUGUAGAUCAUACAUGUGGUGGCCUGGAUUAGAUAAAGAUAUAGAAAAGUGGGUACAAAGUUGUAGAACCAAUUUUAGCUGA
Molecule: messenger RNA, 2628 nt
Organism: Macrosiphum euphorbiae (potato aphid)
Lineage: Eukaryota; Metazoa; Arthropoda; Insecta; Hemiptera; Aphididae
Source: the annotation of a GenBank genome assembly